UAAAGAAACUACAUGUGAAAAGAAAAAAAUAUAUAUAAGAAGAAGAAACAAAACUUCUUUUAUUGGAGUCUGGAAAUCCCCUUAUUGCAAUCCUUUUGCAGGGAUUGCAAUUUUGUGGUACAGGGAUUUCUGUGCAUAGUUUGAAUAAUCUGGGGAGCAAGUGAAAUGGGGAAUAAGGCGAGAUAUUUCCUUCUUUCUUCGAAGAAUGGACUCCGCUCAUCCAAAUUAACCUUGCAGUUAAUAGAAAUAUCCCCAUUUCAUCUGCUCCUUUUCUCCCUACUAUAUUUUGUCAUUUCUUUCCCUAUGACUGUUCGUGGAGAUGACGUAAAUCCAUUGCGAUUGCCUUCUGAACACGACAACCAAGAAAUAUGUCCCUUAAUGCCUCCGUUGGUAGGAGAUCAUCGUUCAUGUCCCGUUAAGUGCUUUCGUCCCGACCCUGUCUGUGGGAUCGAUGGUAAAACUUAUUGGUGUGGUUGCGCUGAUGCACGUUGUGCAGGUAUACGUGUGACAAAAUUAGGUUUUUGUGAAGUAGGGAAUGGAGGGUCUGCACCAGUUUCAGGCCAAGUCCUUCUUUUGCUUCAUAUUGUUUGGCUUAUAUUGCUUGGUAUAUUUGGUUUGUUUGGGCUUCUUUGAAUGAUUUGAUCAACUGUGUUGGAUUUUGCUUGGGAGGAAGAAACAAAGAUUCAUCAACUCACAUUCUCUUCCUAGUUAUAUCAACCUUUUUUUAAAAUCAUUCUUUUUAACUAAUAGAGGUUAAUUAGAUUUGUUUUUUUUGGACAGUAAGAUUUGUACAUCCAUUCUUUCAUUUUUUUCUCAACAUUUGUACAUCAAUUGUCUGGAGUAGUAUGUUAUUAAUGUAUACGCUGUCGAAGGGAAAUUCGCGGCUUACUAUUAUAGGGGUUGUCCUCUAUCGUUUUUGUUUAAAUCAAUACAAUUCUUUAAGAUUUA
Molecule: messenger RNA, 948 nt
Organism: Capsicum annuum
Lineage: Eukaryota; Viridiplantae; Streptophyta; Magnoliopsida; Solanales; Solanaceae
Exons: 1
Coding region: 166-633 (155 amino acids)
Source: RefSeq, a predicted model, not a curated record